AUGGUUGUGUUUGGAGGAGAUUUCAGACAAUUUUUGCCGAUUAUCCCAAAAGGAAGUAGAUGGAUAUCAAGUAUUGGAGAUGGAACAAUUGGCAGUCCAAAUGAUGGUCAUGCAAUGAUUGAUAUACAUGAUGAUUUUUUGAUAAAGGAUACAGAAGAUUUAGUUGCAUCUAUUGUAAAUAGCACGUAUCCUUCUUUCUCAGAGAAUAUUAAUGACCCAUCAUAUUUGCAAGAAAGAGCCAUACUUACUCCGACUUUUGACAUUGUUGAAUCCAUAAAUGAAUACGUGAGUUCCCUUAAUCGCACUGAGGAAAAUAUACAUUUAAGUUUUGAUGCAACUUGUAAAUCUGAUUCGAACAUUGAUCUUAUAGGAUAUCUUCAUGCACCUGAAUUUUUGAAUGCUAUAAAAUACUCUGGCGUGCCUAAUCAUCAGUUGAAAUUGAGGGUCGAUGUCCCCGUUAUGCUAUUAAGAAAUGUUGAUCAUUCUUCAGGUUUAUGCAAUGGGACUAGAUUGGUCAUUACAGGGCUUGGUAAUCAUGUUUUCGAAGGAAAAGUUAUUUCAGGAAUCAAUGCUGAGUUUAAAGUUUUUAUUCCAAGAAUGACUUUAACUCCAUCAGACACAAGGUUGCCUUUUAAGUUUAAAAGAAGACAAUAUCCAUUGGUUGUAUCAUAUGCUAUUACUAUUAAUAAGAGCCGAGGUCAAUAUCUUUCGCAUGUUAGACUUUAUCUUAAAAGAUCAGUUUUCAAUUAUGAACAAUUAUAUGUUGCAGUCUCCAGAGUUACAAAUAGGAAAUGA
Messenger RNA from Ziziphus jujuba (common jujube), 795 nucleotides. RefSeq lists its product as uncharacterized. The record is from RefSeq and is a predicted model, not a curated record. The transcript is spliced from 2 exons. NCBI's taxonomy places the organism in Eukaryota, Viridiplantae, Streptophyta, Magnoliopsida, Rosales, Rhamnaceae. The coding region runs from base 1 to 795 and encodes 264 amino acids.